Molecule: messenger RNA, 6824 nt
Organism: Physeter macrocephalus (sperm whale)
Lineage: Eukaryota; Metazoa; Chordata; Mammalia; Artiodactyla; Physeteridae
Product: tomoregulin-1-like
Cellular component (GO): plasma membrane
Molecular function (GO): protein binding
Source: RefSeq, a predicted model, not a curated record
UAAAAUAAAAUUCAAAAAAAAAUGGCAGGGACUUCCAUGGUGGCGCAGUGGUUAAGAAUCCACCUGCCAAUGCAGGGGACACGGGUUCGAUCCCUGGUCCCGGAAGAUCCCAUAUGCCGCGAGCGACAAAGCCCAUGCGCCACAACUACUGAGCCUGCGCUCUAGAGCCUGCGAGAGCCACACCUACUGAGCCCACGUACUAGAGCCCAUGCUCCGCAAAAAGAGAAGCCACUGCAAUGAGAAGCCCGCGCACCACAACAGAGAGUAGACCCCGCUCACCGCAACUAGAGAAAGCCCGAGCGCAGCAACGAAGACUCAACACAGCCAGAAAACCAAAAAGGCACAAAAUUCUUAGAAGUUAUGUAUAUGUGCCAUACAAAUUAUAUUCCCAUCUGUGGAUCAAAUGGGGACACGUACCAAAAUGAAUGCUUUCUCAGAAGGGCUGCUUGUAAGCACCAGGAAGAGAUAAUAGUAGUAGCAAGGGGACCAUGCUACUCUGAUAAUGGCUCUGGAUCUGGAGAGAGAGAAGAGGAAGGGGCAGGGAGAGUUGUUCACAGAAAACACUCCAAGUGUGGACCUUGCAGAUAUAAAGCUGAGUGUGAUGAAGAUGCAGAGAAUGUUGGGUGUGUAUGUAAUAUAGAGUGCAGUGGAUACAGUUUUAAUCCUGUGUCUGCUUCUGAUGGGAGUUCCUAUAACAAUCCCUGUUUUGUUCGAGAAGCAUCUUAUAUAAAACAAGAACAAAUUGAUAUAAGACAUCUUGGUCAUUGCACAGACACAGAUGACACUAGUUUGUUGGGAAAGAAAAGUGACGGACUACAAUAUCAACCAGAUGUGAAAGAUGCUAGUGAUCAAAGGGAAGAUGUUUAUAUUGGAAACCACAUGCUUUGCCCUGAAAAUCUCAGUAGUUACUGUAUCCAUGGAAAAUGUGAAUUCAUUUAUUCUACUCAGGCUUCUUGUAGAUGUGAAUCUGGUUACACUGGACAGCACUGUGAAAAGACAGACUUUAGUAUUCUCUAUGUAGUGCCAAGUAGGCAAAAGCUCACUCAGGUUCUUACUGCAGCAAUUAUUGGAGCUGUACAGAUUGCCAUUAUAGUAGCAGUUGUCGUGUGCAUAACAAGAAAAUGCCCUAAAAACAAUAGAGGACGACAGCAGCAAAACCUAGGCCAUUUUACUUCAGAUACAUAUUUCCAGAUGGUUUAAACUGAUGACUUUUAUAUGUAUACUGACCAUGUGAUAUACAUUUAUUAUGUCAUUUUUUUAAAGAAUGGAAAUAUUUAUUUCAGAGGCCUUCUUUUUGGACAUUUUCAGUGUAGUACUGUUGGCUCAUAUUUAGAAUAUUCAGCUACAACAGUUUUGGACUGUUUAGUAGUCUUUGUUUUAUGUUUUUAAAUACAGAAAUUGAUUUCACAGAUUUGUACUACAUGGUAAUUCUAAGACUUGUUCUUUACCCAUGGAAUGUAAUAUUUUUGCAAAGACGGACCACUUCCAAAUGGUUAUAAAGUCAUACCCACUUCUUCCACAAUGACCACAGCAAAUGACCAAGCUUGAACUGAAGACCUUUCCUCUGUGUUUUCUGAAACCCCUCUUCAGUGACUAUAAUAUAUACAAGUCUUCAACCUCUUUACUAUAUAUGUGUAGUAUACAACUGCUAGAGGUUAAGUAAAAUCACUGGCUCUCUUCUGAAAGUAUCAUUUACCCUGGAGCCUUCUCAAGAGGAGACUGUUUCUUCUACCUCCCAUGCCUGUGGGUCUAGAGAAGGUAAUGUCAAUUCAAAACCACUUCUCAGUAGCAUGUACCUAGUGUUCUGACACUUGGAGUAGAUCAUUUUCAACACCUCUUUCUCUAUAUGAUAAAAUUAUUUUCGGUAAUAAUCAUCACAUGAAGCAGAUGAUAAUAGCCAAAAAAGAAAAGCAGAAAAUUUUCUUUUAUUGAAAAAAAAAUACGUGUAUAUAUAUACUUUUUCUUUGGAACAGUUUCUGUGUGCCCAUCUUCAGGGAGCAAUUUUAAAGGUUUGUAUUUUACUGUACCUUGUUCAAGGCUGAUUGUAAAUAUUUUUGUAUCUGAAUAACCUUAUCUAAAACUACACCAGGAAAAAAAAAUAAUUCGGAGCUAAGAAAAAUUGCACAUUGCUAUCAUUGUUUAUCUUGAACCUGCUGUUUAAACACGGGAAUAUGUGGGAAUAUGUUAUACCAGACAGUCUGGGGACACAAACUGUGUCCAAAGGAAGCUUCGAAGAUUCCAAACCAUUUGAAAUUUAAUCAAAUUGGAAGUGUGUAGUUUAGUCCACUUCGUUGGGCUGACUGUACAGCUGGGAGUUCUUUGAAUUAACUUCCAUGUUGAUAUAAUAUUUAUUAGUGUAUGCAUAAUGAAAACAUCCUGAUUUGAAGAUUGCAUACAUAUAGAAAUCAAACAGUCAUUGCAGCAAUUGUUUAGAACUUAGACCAACAAAAGAUUUUUUUUCUGGGAGGAUUAUUUUAUCACUGCCAUUCGGCAUUAGAUUCAUUGUUUUUAACCCAUUUUAUUAUCAUUUUAAAAGUCUCUGCAGAUUUAUGCACCUCCUUAUAGACUGCCCCCAUCUUCCUGCCCUGGCUAGGCCACUGUCAUUACCCUAGUGGCUUCAUGCUUGUAGUUUCUCUCUUUUCAAUAUUCCUAAAUAUUCUUAUCCCAUCAUCCUUUCCUCUAACCCACUUACCUAUGGGGAAAAAAAUCAAACUGUUGGAAAGAUUGGAGCACUGUAAAUUCAAGUCAUCUAUUUCAGUUGGACUAAUACAUCCUAGAUAUCUGAUUCUCCUUGUACAUGACGGUCUUAAACCUUCUCUCUUUUUUUCCCCAUCCCCAGUUGUCCCUUUCCUUCUUGAUAAAUCAUCCCAUUUCUGACUUUAUAGAGAAAAUAAAAGCUACCAGAUGGGAAUACCUCAACCUUCCAUCGAAACACAUCAAAACCUUUUGUAAUCAUCUCCAUCAUCUUCAAAAUGCCCUCUCCUUUGUCGACCCUGACCCAGCCCUCUUGUCCUCCAGCUGCUUCCUCUGAAAGUGCGUCUGUAUAAUCAGCAAAUUCUCCUGUAUCUUCAGGCUCUUCUCAGGGAAUUCAGCCUAUCUCUUGCCCUAACUGAACUUGAAUUUUCCCUGAGGACCCCACGAAUACCCAUUUAGUAGCUAUUAAUUUUCUUAUGUGCUAGUAGGUAUUCAGAUUCAGGAGAUGAGAUUGGGGUUUUCUUCCUCUCGUUGGUUUUUCUAGAUUCUUACCUCUUCACCCUGUUGGCAAAGCAAACAUACGAAAACCUAUUCCUCUGAGACAUAUGCUCUUCAGCUUUACCACUCUUUCGGUCUCUCCGUUAUAACUCCAUUACUCAUCAUGUGUUUUGGCAACAGAGAAACAAGAAACAGGUAACAUAGGAAAGAGAAACAGUCUUUCUCUUUCUAUUCAAAAUCUUGCCGUUAUGGGUGACACUAACACACAAGUGGAUGAUUCAUUCAACACCCUAGCCUUUAAUUUUCUUGAUCUUUUGGCACCAGUGAUCUCUUGCAUCCCAUAGUUUUUAUCUACUCUCCUGGUUACUCUCUGAAUCAUGUCAUCAUUUCUUUCAGUCCACAUCCAGAAUCUGAUUCAAGCAUCCUGCUCUCUGAUGAUUACCUCAGCUCCUUCAGCUUGUGUGUUAGCCUCUUGUUCAUUGUUCUUCUUGGUGACCUUCAGACCUGGCUUUUUUAUCUAGUUUAGAUUAUAUGGCCCAUUAUUUUAGUAACACCUUUGUCUUGCCCCCGCCCCCCGUGACUUUUUGUCAUUCUUACAGCCCUGUUGUCCAUUUUCUCUGUACCUGCUGCACCCAAGCAGAUGUGUAGAGAGUCACGCAAUAGUAUCAUAAACUCAUGAUUAAUUACCAUUUCUGGGCUCUCAGUAGUGCUCAGCAGUUCUAUUACAUUUCUUUGUUGAAGUUGUUCUACCAUUUGAUCAAACUUUCAUUCAUUUGGGCAAAACAAAACAUUGAGUUCUUCAUGAUCCCUCUCUAUCCAUCACCCUUCACUUCCAAACCAUAACCAAAUCUUUAUGAUUUAUCUUCUAAAAGUCUUCCAAAUUAGUCUCCUUUUUUCCAUUUCUAAUAUCACCACGUUAGUCUAAGCAACUGUGAUCUCUCACCUAGAUUACUGCAACACGCUGGUCUCACCUUCUCUAAACCAUUCUCCACAGCAAUCAGCAUCUUUUUUUUCCAAAAUGCAUAUCGGUCAUUGUCAGGAAAGUUCAAGGAGGAAGGGUUAAUUAAAGAAGGAAUGUAUCAAAUGAAAAUCUAAGCAAGUUACACCUUUGUUUAAAGUCCUUUUAUGGUUUCUUAUUUCUCUUAGGAAAAAAAAUCAGACUGCGGUUUGACACGGUCUAGAGGGCCCUGCAUAGUCUACCUUCCUAUCCAGCUUUAGCUUCCUCUCUCGCCAGAACUCCCCUCAGACCAACUAUACUGUCCUUCUUUUAAUUCCAUGAAGCAGCGUGCUUACCCCUGCAGUGGUUCUUUACAUACGCUGCUUUCUUUAGUUGGAACAUUCCUUCCCUUAGCUCCUACUCAUCUCUUUUUAAAAAAAAAAAAAAAAAAUUUAUUUAUUUAUUUGUCUGCACUUGGUCUUAGUUGCGGCAUGUGGGCUCUUUUAGUUGCUGCACGCGGGAUCUAGUUCCCCGACCAGGGAUUGAACCCCGGGCCCCCUGCGUUGGGAGCACGGAGACUUAACCACUGGACCACCAGGGAAGUCCCCUACUCAUCUUUGAGGUCUCAGCUAAAAUGUCACUUUCUCUCAGAAGUCUUCCCUGACUCUCUCAGUCUUUUUGUCCACCUCUUUUCUGGAAUAGUGUUCCUUUCCUUCAGAGUACUUAAUUUAUAAAUUAUGUAUUUGUUGGUGCGAUUAUGUGAGCAAUGUCUGUCUGCUCCACUGGACUUUAAGCUCCAUUGUCUGUGUUUGCUCACCCUUGUAUCCCCACCACCUAGCACGAUACCUGGCACACAGUGUGAGUUCAGUGAAGAAUUGUUGAGUGAAUAAACUGUUUCCAUAGUGAUCAGUUUCUUUCAUCCUUCCUGGUAUAAUGGGAGACUUGGCCCACCUGCCAUCUAAGGCAAAUCCUUCUCCUGUGCUCUCACCACCUGUAGGAUGGAGACCCUGUUCCCUCUCACCUUCUCAGGGCAUCCCACUCUGCUUCACCGUGUUCCUGAGCUUUCUUCUCAUUGUGGCAAACUUCACAUCAUCUCCCUUUCCUCACCUCAUCACUCCUGAACUCAUACCAGUCUUCCUUCAUCUCCCACUGCUUCGUUUAAACUUGUGUUUACCAUAUUACCACAGCUACCUACCAAUGAAUUCAUGUAAUUACAUCCAGUAGACAUGUCUUCAUGUCUCCGUUGCUUCAACUGUCAGCAGCAUUUGACUACUGAUAUCUUCCUUCUUAAGUUAACACUUUCUCUGUGCUUUUCUGGUGAGACACUUGGUUUUCCUCAAAUCUUUCUGAGCAAUCCUUCUCAGGCCCCUUUUCAUUUCCCCAUCUCUUGUUGAUAUUCUUAAGGCUCUGAAACAACCCUCUUCUUUAUGAUUUUUUUAGGCCAUCUCCUUCACACCUGGGUUUCAGUUUCCCUUUAAGGUUUUGUAAUUCUUGAUAUUUUUACCCCAAAUUUCUCUAAACUUUAUGUAUAUUUUAUGUAAAAUAUAUUAUCUGUAUUAUAUACAUGUCAAGUAUAUACACCUGCUCCUCCUCAGCAUUCCCUAUCUCAGUUCAUAGACACCACUAUCUACCUAGUUACUCAAUCAGGAAACCGAAGGGUCAUCUUUGACCCCUCUGUCUUCACCACUGUCACAACUGUCUAUCACAGAGUGUAGCACUCUACCUACAAAUCAUAGCUCAAAUCUAUUCACAUAUGUUCCUCUCCACUACUGGAACCCUAAUCAAAACCAUCACCAUUCUGGUCUGAACCAUUGCAACAGCCUCCUAACCAGGUCUUGUUCCCGUUCAUUUACUGCACUGUGGCCAGAGUGGUCUUUAAGAAAUAUAAACCCCAAUUCUGUCACUCUCGUGCUUAAGAAAUCUCUAAUUAUCCUCCCAUUGUCCUUAAGGAUAUAGUCUAGAUGUCUUGUGGUUUACAGGACCCUGUGCAGUCUGGUCCCUGCUGACCUCUCCAACCCAGUCUUCUAGCACUGAGCACUCAUACUCUGUUCCUCACCCCACCCCCUAGCUGUCUAUUUUAAUGUCUCCUGUACUUUUAUCAAAUUAAGAUGACAGCCUCAUUUUAUGUGUUACUUAGGCCCAAAACUCUGACGUUAUCCUUGACUCCUCUGCUGCUCACACCUCAUAUAAGAUCUUUCAACAAAUCAUUUGGAUCUAUCUUCAAAAUACGAGAAUUCAGUUACUCCUCACCACUUUCACAGCUACCAUCCUGGUUUAUACCACCCUCUUUUCUUGGCUGGGUCUUUGCAGUAGCCUCUCCAUGUUUCCUUUCUUCCUCCCCUGCAGUUUGUUCUCUCAGAGAAGCCAAAGCAUCUGUGUCUCUCAUCUUUUCAGAACCCUCCAGAGCUUCCCCUCUGUCCUUACUCUGACCUACUAGACCUUGCGUGAUCUGGACCCAUUACCUUGUUGACUUUAUCUCCUCUUCCUUUUCCCUCACUCUGCUCCAGCCAUUUCUUAUCUUGUGUGCCUCUGGCCUGCCUUACAGUUUUACUGCAUCCUCAUCAACUUGGAAUGAAUUAUAGAUAAAGCUUUAGUGUUAUUAUACAGCUCAGCAGAAAAAUGUGAGUUUUUCUUUUUUUAGUCAUGACAAAGUAAAACAUAGUAGUCUCUUUUACUCUGCCAGGUGGAAGGAAAG